Molecule: messenger RNA, 1200 nt
Organism: Trichoderma virens Gv29-8
Lineage: Eukaryota; Fungi; Ascomycota; Sordariomycetes; Hypocreales; Hypocreaceae
Exons: 1
Coding region: 1-1200 (399 amino acids)
Source: RefSeq, a predicted model, not a curated record
AUGUCAAGUCUCUGGUCAAUAAUAGGAGUCUCAUUUGCCUGCUUUUUUGGCACAAUUGGCUUCAUCUGGGUCAUCUGUGGCAGCUGGAAAGUGAAAUGGUUCCGCGACCUUGUGUCGAGUCUCUGCCCGCGAAAAUGCAAGUCCUUGACUUGGAGAGAUAUUCGAAGUGGCCGGCUGGUUCACAGCCACAAAUGCGGCAACUGCAAAAAAGCCCUUGAACAUGGAGCAAACAUGUUGCCUGUCCUCCAGCACCAUCCCUUGCCAAAAUGCUGGGAAGCAACGGUCGGCGAAGUUUUCAGCUCCACGACCUACACACGCGGCUCCAUAACCUUCAAUGAGACAUCAUUCCCUAGGAGUCUCGAUGCUCCUAAGCGUUACCUUUGCGUUGACGUCGAAGUGCUCCUUGCUUUCAUCUUCAUGGUCAUUCCUGAUGCUACCGAAGAGAUUGUCAUUAAGAGACUUCCGGGAAAGGUAUUCGACGGCUCGAUUGUGAAAUUAGAGGAGGAAGAGGGCAAUCUUAUAGCACAUGUCAAGGGCACACACAGGCGGUAUCUCACUUUUGAAGACUGCGAUGGCCUUGUUCGCAGUUACCCGCCCUGGUAUAGACGCACCGUCAAGCUCAAUUUUCCUGGUGCGAACCAGGAGAUGAACCAUCCAUGCUUCAACGACUCCAGCAAUGUGACCCGGGCCGGCUGGGUUAUUGCCGUUGCUGUGACUGAUGUUGAACCCGUACCGGCUUACCUCGACCGCCCGACGUUUGUGGAAGAGAUUGAACGUGGGAAAGUGCUGCUUAUGGGUUGCAGAAGGACUCUUAUUGUUCUAAAUCGACUCAAGGAAAUGCAAAUACAAGCUUCAAAUCUGAUGGCUGCCAUUGCCCAGGUUGAGUUACUGUUGGAUAAGGGCCCUAGCAUAGGCAGCUGUGUGCCAGAGCCCGCAGGUCAAGCAUUAUCAGCUAAUGAAUUUUGUCGUCUGGCGCGUGUCGCAACGGAGAUAUUCGAUACCAAACCUGUGGACCGUCUGAGCACCGACGCAGUGAAGGCCCUGGAAACAAACGCCGACUUGAUCGUAUAUUGGGCCAACCACGGCGUGCACAAGGUUCUCACUUACAGAAAGCAACCGGGAAGGGAAAUCGUUUGGGAUGAACGGCUCAGACCAGGCCGGAAGAUUUACUUGCAAGAUUGUCGACUUCCAAUGAACUGA